Morus notabilis is the source of this 1540-nucleotide messenger RNA. Its product is annotated as multicopper oxidase LPR1. The transcript is spliced from 3 exons. The record is from RefSeq and is a predicted model, not a curated record. The annotation marks the transcript as partial. Gene Ontology annotation, molecular function: copper ion binding; oxidoreductase activity. Lineage: Eukaryota; Viridiplantae; Streptophyta; Magnoliopsida; Rosales; Moraceae.
AAAUUCCACCGUGACCUGCCCCCAACGCCAGUGUUUGCCUACGGCGAAUCCAAGGAAGCCGCAACAGUACCUGGUCCCACAAUAGAGGCCUUACAUGGGAUUGAAACGCGAGUAAUGUGGCGAAAUCACCUCCCUUCAAAGCACAUUCUCCCGUGGGACCCAACCAUCCCGACUGCCCAACCCUCCACCAAGAGAGGCAUCCCGACGGUGGUCCACCUCCACGGCGGCAUCGACGAGCCCGCCAGCGACGGCAACUCCAACUCUUGGUUCACCAAAGCAUUUCGAGAAGUGGGCCCAACUUGGGCCCAAAAAACGUAUCGCUACCGCAACCUCCAGCAUCCGGGGAAUCUCUGGUACCACGACCAUGCCAUGGGCCUGACUCGAGUCAACCUCUUGGCGGGCCUCAUCGGGGCCUAUGUCAUCCGUGACCGGAAAGUGGAGGCCCACCUCAGACUUCCCACUGGCGACGAGUUUGACCGUACACUGGUCGUCUUUGACCGUAGCUUUCGUACAGACGGUUCAAUUUUCAUGAACUCCACCGGGAAUAAUCCUUCUAUCCAUCCACAGUGGCAGCCCGAGUACUUCGGCGACGCCAUAAUUGUGAAUGGAAAAGCUUGGCCUAAGAUGACAGUACGACGUCGUAAAUACAGAUUCAGAAUCAUCAACGCCAGCAAUGCGAGAUUCUUUAGAUUCUUCUUCACCAACGGUCUCAGAUUUAUCCAUGUUGGAUCCGAUUCGGCAUACAUUGAAAAACCAGUGCGUAGUAAAGACACUUUGUUGGGGCCAUCUGAGAUCACAGAUGUCAUUGUUGACUUUUCAGAGUCAAAGAGUAAGAGUGUUAUUCUAGCCAAUGAUGCACCGUAUCCUUACCCGUCUGGGGAUCCUGUAAAUGAGGCUAAUAGUAAGGUCAUAAGGUUUGAUAUCCUUAACCAUCCGGAGAUUGACACGUGGAGAAUUCCUAAGAGGUUGAUCCGUUAUCCGAAGGCGGAUCUAUCAGGUGUGACGCGCACACGGUACAUAGCUAUGUAUGAGUACACGAGCAACAUCGAUGAGCCGACUCAUCUUUAUCUAAAUGGGAAGCCAUAUGAGUCGGCUGCGACAGAAACGCCGAAGGUGGGGACCACAGAGGUGUGGGAGGUGAUCAAUCUAACGGAGGACAAUCAUCCGCUGCACAUACACUUGGGGUUGUUUGUGGCGUUGGAACAAAAAGAGCUACUCAACGUGGAGGAGUUCAAGGGUUGUAUGACUAGAUUCAAUGACGCAAUCAGGUGCCACAUAGGCAAGUAUGCACGUGGCAAGAGUGUGAAUGUGCCGAUCCAUGAGAGAGGGUGGAAAAACGUGUUCAAGAUGAGACCUGGUUUCGUGACGAAAAUUCUCGUGAGAUUUGCUUACAUACACUCACAUGCAUCAUACCCGUUCGAUGCGACCGCAGAGCCUGGUUACGUGUACCAUUGCCAUAUAUUGGAUCAUGAAGACAAUGCGAUGAUGAGACCCUUGAAAAUCGUCAGUUGAGAAGGCUAGAGAAGACUAUACGGACACA